Lycium ferocissimum is the source of this 894-nucleotide messenger RNA. RefSeq names its product protein MAINTENANCE OF MERISTEMS-like. Lineage: Eukaryota; Viridiplantae; Streptophyta; Magnoliopsida; Solanales; Solanaceae. The record is from RefSeq and is a predicted model, not a curated record. Gene Ontology annotation, biological process: meristem development; meristem maintenance. The transcript is spliced from 4 exons. The coding region runs from base 1 to 894 and encodes 297 amino acids.
AUGGUUGAGCGAUGGCAACCGGAGGCCCAAACAUUUCAUCUCUGCACUGGUGAGGCCACUAUCACGCUUCAGGAUGUGGAGGUCAUGUAUGGACUACAAGUAGAUGGACGCCCGUUAUACAUUGAGGAGCCUCAGCCGCCGCCGUCGUAUCGGGAGGAGUUAACUAGGCUCACCGAUUACGUACCUGGGGAGGGUGAGAUAUGGGUACAGAUUCGGAUGUCGAUGGUUGCCCUCUGUACUCGCUUGCGCCUCUUAGACAUCGAGCAUCCUAUUACAGACGGCAAAACUCAGGUGGAUGUCAAUCGUAGUGACCGUCUGUACUUACUCAUCAUAUUCGGGAGCAUCCUGUUCCCGAACAUAUCGGGUUCCCAUGUGAGCUUAAAGUAUUUGCUAUUUCUGGAGGAUCUAGGCGAGUUAGGAUGUUAUAUUUGGGGCGCUACUGUUCUAGCAUACCUUUAUCGAUCAUUAUGUCAAGCGUCUACGGGCGAUAAGAGGGAUGUCUCUGGAUUUCAGCUCCUCCAGAUAUGGGUGUGGUCUAGGAUGAGGCCUUUUCAGCCCGUAGCUGCGCAGCCUCAGCCUGACUUCAUUGCAGAGGGCAUGCCCUUCGCGUGGAGAUGGACGGGAGGCAUAAUCCAAGAUGUGGAUACACACCACAGACUUCUUCCAUUCAGGGAUCAGCUAGAUCGUAUGACGACGGACAUGUUUUUUAUCUGGAGGCCAUAUGAUAAGAUUUUGGAUCAGUUGCUGGCGUUUUGUAGGUUGCAUCUAAUGGGUGUUGAUUGUACAAAGAUCACUCAAAGAAGGAAAUCUCUUGCGGACAGAGACACAUCCAAUGCUGGAAAGAGGUUAGGGAAGUGUAAGCGGCCAACUCCAGUGCCAGAGGAAGCUCCGUAG